This is a messenger RNA of Marmota flaviventris (yellow-bellied marmot), 2781 nucleotides long. RefSeq names its product guanylate-binding protein 5-like. Gene Ontology annotation, molecular function: GTPase activity; GTP binding. The record is from RefSeq and is a predicted model, not a curated record. NCBI's taxonomy places the organism in Eukaryota, Metazoa, Chordata, Mammalia, Rodentia, Sciuridae.
CCAUGCUUACAUUUCAUAUUCAAAUACUCUGCUGGGAGGUAGGAACUGGGGAAGAAAGAAACUCCCCAGGAUUGGAAGAAGAGCUCAUCAGAACUCAUUACAGCUAAACUAAAGGACAACUGUUGAAACUCACCCUUACCAAGCCUUCCUGAAAGCAGCUUUUCUGCCAUUUCUAAAAGCAGCUUUUCUCUCUGCUCCAGAUUUUACAGACAAAGAAACACCCCAGACAUGACCUCAGAGACCUACAUGCCAGGCCCCAUGUGCCUCAUCGAGAACAUGGAGGGGCAGCUAGUGGUCAAGCAGGAAGCCCUGCAGAUCCUGUCGGCCAUCACGCAGCCCAUGGUGGUGGUGGCCAUUGUGGGCCUCUACCGCACAGGCAAAUCUUACCUGAUGAACCAGUUGGCUGGGAAGAAACAGGGCUUCUCUGUGGGCUCCACUGUGCAGUCUCACACAAAAGGAAUCUGGAUGUGGUGUGUGCCUCAUCCUGAGAAGCCAGGCCACACCCUAGUUCUGCUGGACACCGAAGGCCUGGGUGAUGUAGAGAAGGAUGAUGAUAAGAAUGAUACCCAGAUCUUUGCUCUGGCAAUCCUUCUGAGCAGCACCUUUGUAUACAAUACCAUGAACAAAAUUGACCAGGGAGCUAUUGACCUACUUCACAAUGUGACAGAACUGACAGAUCUACUCAGGGCAAGAAAGUCGCUUGAUCUUGGAGACGAGGAUGCUGAUGACAUUGUAAGCUUCUUUCCAGACAUGGUGUGGACUAUAAGAGAUUUCUACCUAAGCCUGGAAAUAGAUGGACAACUCAUGACAGCAGAUGAAUACCUGGAGAAUUCACUGAAGAUAAAGAAAGGUAGUGAUCAAAGAACACAAACUUUCAAUUUGCCCCGGUUGUGUAUUCAAAAGUUCUUUCCUACAAAGAAGUGCUUUGUCUUUGACACACCCACUCACCAGAAGAAGGUCUCCCAGCUAGAGACACUGAAGGAUGAUGAGCUAAGUCUUGAAUUUGUGCAACAAGUGGCAGAAUUCUCUUCCCACAUCUUUACCAAGUCCAAGAUCAAGAUUCUUCCAGGAGGCAUCAAGGUCAAUGGCCUUCGUCUAGAGAGCCUGGUGCUAACCUAUGUCAAUGCUAUCAACAAUGGAGAUCUGCCCUGCAUGGAGAAUGCAGUCCUGGCCCUGGCCCAGAGAGAAAACUCAGCUGCAGUAGAAAAGGCCCUUGCCCACUAUGACCAGUUGAUGGGCCAGAAGGUGCAGCUGCCCACAGAGACCCUCCAGGAGCUGUUGGACCUGCACAGGGCCAGUGAGAGAGAGGCCAUAAAAAUCUUCACAGAGCACUCUUUCAAGGAUGAGGACCUAAGUUUCCAGAAAGAAUUAAAGACCCUACUAGAUGCAAAGCAGAAUGACAUUUGUAAGCAGAACGAAGAAGUCUCUUCAGAUCGUUGCUCAGCUUUGCUUCGGGAUAUUUUUGGUCCUCUGGAAGAAGCAGUGAAGCAGGGGGUUUAUUCUAAGCCAGGAGGCCAUAAUCUCUACCUUCAGAAGACAGAGGAGCUGAAGGCAAAGUACCAUCAGCAGCCCAGGAAAGGAAUACAGGCUGAGGAAGCUCUGCAAAAGUAUUUAAAGUCCAAAGAGUCUGUGAGUAAAGCUGUUCUACAGACAGACCAGGCUCUCACAGCCAAGGAAAAGGAGAUGAGAGAGGCACGUAUGAAAGCAGAGGCUGCCAAGGCUGAAGCAGAAAGGUUGGAGGCGAUUCGUAGGCAGAAACAGCAAAUGAUGGAGGAGAGGGAGAGACUCCAUCAGCAGCAAAUAAGACAAAUGGAGAUAGAUAAAGCAAACUUUCAGGCACAGCAACAGAGGGAGCAGGAACGUCGACUCCAGGAAGAAGCCCAGAGGCUCAAAUUGAUCCAUCAAGCUCAAAUUGCAAGAUUUCAAGCUCAGAUCCAGCAGCUCCAAAGCACAAGGCCUCAGCCACAACCUGAUCCAUGUUUGAUACUCUAAAAUGCUAAACAUUAAAGCUUCCUUUUCUUAUUUCUUUUCACUGAAGACACAAAGGAACAAGAAACUAAAGAACUUGGGACAAUCAACAUUUUAAAUGCCUAGUCUUCUGCCUAGUCUUCCAGUUUGUCUCUAGGUAUUGCAAGUUACCCAGGUGUCUAGUUAUUGCAAAUUACUACAUGGGCUCAGUCAAAUGGAAAGGUACCCAGGUCUGGGGUCAGUAGGGCUUCACUUCUACUGCUGGUCAUGUGCUGGAUACCAUCAGAGGGAGGCACCAGUGGUAAAGUAGGAACAAUCUGCAGUUCUCACCUGGGUGGAGACUGCUAUUCUAUGGGCAAUGGUACAAAUCAUCAGCACUGUCAGUUCACCUUCUGCAAAGAGAAAUCCCAAGCUGAAAGAAAACAAUGUUAUCAUGAAAGGGAGAUCUUUAGAGGAUGAAAAGAAAUACUACUGUGGAAAUUGUGUCAUAGGCUUAAGGACUAAAGAAAAAGCCUUUUCCUUUUACUCAUCCUCAAUAAGUCAUGACUUAGAGCAUGUUAUAAUAGGUAACAACUUAUUUGUGACUUGAUAUUUUUGUGUUACAUUUUUAUAAUCCUUUAGCUUGUAAAUAGGAGGCAUAAGUAAUAAUGUGUAAUUAGCCAAAAUUAUAAUGGUGCUCAUUUAAUUUUAUACUUGGUAUAAUGCUAAAGUUAAAUCAUCAUACCAUAUGAAAGCCUGCUGGCAUUUUUUAAAAAGUAUUAAUUGUAUGGGCUGGGGUUGUGGCUCAGCAGUAGAGUGCUCGCCUAGCAUGUG